This is a messenger RNA of Arachis stenosperma, 873 nucleotides long. Its product is annotated as shugoshin-1-like. Gene Ontology annotation, biological process: maintenance of meiotic sister chromatid cohesion; meiotic sister chromatid segregation. Gene Ontology annotation, cellular component: nucleus; chromosome, centromeric region. The coding region runs from base 74 to 766 and encodes 230 amino acids. The transcript has 7 exons. The record is from RefSeq and is a predicted model, not a curated record. NCBI's taxonomy places the organism in Eukaryota, Viridiplantae, Streptophyta, Magnoliopsida, Fabales, Fabaceae.
CGUUGGGGUACCAAACCGAACCCUCGUUUUCGUUCUUCUUUUCUCUUUCCCACAUCUUCUUUGUGUCUGAAAAAUGGCGAAGAAAUCUUCCAUUGGAAUCGGUACUUUGAUGCGUAAGAAGCUUUCUGAUAUCACUAACAACUCUGACUCUCAACACAACCUACUUCCUCUUCCACUUCCCGCCAUCGACGCCGAUAUCCCUUCCAUUCAACAACUCCUCACUGAAAGAACGCAGUUAAUACAACUCAUUGCAGAGAAAGACGAAUUGAUAGAAUCUAGCGGAGCUGAGUUGAGAAGAAUGCAAGCCGAUAUCAAGAAACUCCAACUCCAAAAUCGGAACCUUGCUCAGUCUAACAGCUUAAUGUUAGCGGAGGUUAAUUUGGGAAGGGAUAAGAGAAAAAUAUUGCAACAUGAGAUUUCAUGCAGAUCUGCUUUAAUCAAAGCAAAUGCCCUAAAAGCUGGUAAUAAUGAUGAAGGAAGACGCAAAAGAAGUAGAUCUAUUGGUUCUGAAAAGGUUAAAGACAAUAAUAGAAGACGAUCGAGGAGACAUUCGGCUUUCGUGGAAACACAUGAACACGAAGCUUCAGAGAAUUUGUUUGAGAUAGAGGAUACAAUAAUGUUGCAUCCUUGUUCAGCAGGAGAAAGAUCAAAGUUAAGAAAUGAAGCUCCAAGAAGUUCUUUUGGAAGACCAUUGAGAAGAGCAGCAGAGAAGGUUCAAUCUUACAAGGAAGUUCCUUUAAAUGCCAAAAUGCGAAGACUAGAAUAAUGAAUGAACCAAAUCAAAGUGGUAGAACUCUUAGCUGUGUUCAUGUUUAUUUGAGUAUGCUGUAUCUUGUGUUAUUUUGUUGUAAUCUCGAUGCUAUUUUUUUUUUA